Messenger RNA from Trametes versicolor FP-101664 SS1, 3154 nucleotides. RefSeq lists its product as uncharacterized. The record is from RefSeq and is a predicted model, not a curated record. Gene Ontology annotation, molecular function: DNA-binding transcription factor activity, RNA polymerase II-specific; zinc ion binding; DNA binding. Lineage: Eukaryota; Fungi; Basidiomycota; Agaricomycetes; Polyporales; Polyporaceae. The transcript has 9 exons. Bases 106 to 2943 code for a protein of 945 amino acids. Gene Ontology annotation, biological process: DNA-templated transcription; regulation of DNA-templated transcription.
UGCCCCUCAGCCUGCGCUUGCUCUCUCCGCCACCCCCGUCUCGUCUCCCAUUCCGCACCUUCUCCGUACUCUCCUCUAUCGCUCGACCCCUCUCCCACACCCGCCAUGAAGGAAUCCGGAAAGCAACGUGCAAAACCUGAUGGCUCUAUCGUUCCAUCAGGCCGGGGCACUUACGCAAAGCAGGCCUGCAGCCAUUGCAGGAAAAGGAAAAGCAAAUGUGACGGCCGAACCCCCGUCUGUGGUCCCUGCGAGAAGGCUGGCCGAGCUACAGAGUGCACUUGGGGUAAAGAAACCGCCAAGAAAGCUCGUACGCAGCAACACUUUGAAUCCCUAGAGAACUACAUUCGCGCACUCGAGGCCAAGGUCAAGGAUCUCCAGGCCGAUCUCGAAUACUGUAGGCGCAACCACGGCGGCCUUCCCCCCUCUGGCUCGUCCGACGCUACAGGGAGCACAUCUGGUCCGGUGGUGUCCGACGACGCCAUCCGAGCAUCAGGCUCGGAUGAGGCCAACAACGACGAUGGCGGCAGUUCCAACAACGAGUCCGAUAUAGAUCAUCUAAUUUCGCCCACGCGACACUUGGUGCUGUCAGACAACGAUCUAGAGUAUCACGGCCCAACCUCAGUAUUCCGCCUUGCCCCGCAGCGCUCCUCUUCGGUCAGCGACUCCAAAGCCUCCGCCUCCCCUGAACCGGCCCCGGCUACAGUACCCGUUUCGACGUACUUCGACUGGUCGCGGUACCUCCCGCCAGAGGUUCCAUUGACGCGCGCAGAACACGACCGGCUCCUCGAGAUCCUCUUCAAGUUCUUCUCGUCAUGGGGCCUCCGAAUCGUCCCGGAGCUCUUCCUACGCGACAUGCACCGCGCGCUGACCGCCCCACCUUCCGCCCCUCUCCUGAAAUCCGCACAUUACAGUCCAAUGCUGCACAACUCUGUGUUAGCGUUGUCGACGGCAUAUUCGGAUGACCCGCUGAUCAAGGACAUCCGCUACCGCAAGAUGUAUGCGCGCAAAGCGAAGAGCUACAUCGAAGCCGACUGUCAACGCCCCACCAUUCCUCUGAUUACGGCGCUCGGCGUCCUUGCGGCGUUCCAUUCUGCUGCGGGGGAGCAGAGUUUGGGCUAUCUCUACUUUGGUAUGGCCGGUCGCAUGAGCCAAGCCUUGGGCCUCAACAUCGACUGUUCGCCGUGGGUGAAGUCGGGCCUCAUCACGCACGAGGACAUGCUGGACCGCAACUGGGCAUACUGGGCGACCUUCUCGCAGGAUGUGCUCUGGUCGCUCUACGUCGGACGCGAGUGUUGCGUGCUCCCGCCCCGCAAGGAUCGCCAGAUCCCCCUUCCGUGGGUCGGCAGCGAGAUCGACCACGCGCCGUGGUACUGGGCGCCGUGCAAGAUGCCGCCACAGCCGAGUCACGUCGUUCGUACGUUCGAGAAGACGUGCGAGCUCAUGCUCAUCGCGCGGCGUAUCAUGGACUUUGUAAACACGCUGGGACCCGGUUUGCGGCGUGAGGGAUCGUUGCAGAUUGUUAGCGAGAUGGACAUUCAACUCAACAACUGGAAGGAUUCGUUGUCCCCAGAAGUUGACCUCACAGCUGCCAGUCGACCAAGUGCUCUGCCUCAUAGACUGAUGCUUCACUUGACCUACUGGUGGCUCCUCCUCCUGCUCCAUCGACCGUUCUACCGGCGCAAGUCUGGCGGUUCAGGUCCGGAGAUCGACCAUGUCAAGCUGUGCAACCGCGCCGGGGACAACAUCAUGCUUCUGCUCGGGAUCUGGAACGAGAAGUACUCGGUGCGGUACCUGCCGAUCACGCUUAUGCAGGUCAUAUUCUGCGCCGGCACGUCCUUCAUCCUCUCGGCCGUGCAGGCGACGUCCGGCCCGCGGCUCGGGCGUGUUGCGCUCACGAGUGCGCUCACGCAGGCCGAGCAGUCGAUCCGCUACCUGCUCAUCUGUGGGAAGUCGUUUGACUGCGCGAACCACGUUGCCACCAUCCUAUCCACUGUCCUCCAGGAGCAGCUCAAGCCGCGUCUGCUUCUCCGCACGCUCGAGCCCAAGGACCUCCUUCCACAAACCGCACCCUCCGCGCUCCCCGAGCACGCGGACUACUCGCAGUACGGCGGCGGCGCCCCAGGCGCGAACAUGCAGCCCGACACGGAGAUCCUGAACUUGAACACGACGAUCUCGAACCUCGACACCCUGCGCGACCAGUGCCGGUACACGACCACGCUCGCACACUCGAGCGCCGCGUCCGCCUCCUCCGCAUCGCCCUCCACCCCGCUCUCCGACUGGCCCGGGCCCGCCGAGGGCUACUCGCUCUCACCAACCUCGGCGACCAGCACGUCCUCCGCGUCCGUCGCAGGCCCGAGCACCGGUGGUCGCCAGGGCCAGGGUCAGGGACUCGGGCUGGGCGGAUACUCGCUGGGCAGUCCGGGGCUGGGUGGGAUGACCGAGGAUGUGGACAUGGACUUUGGGCUCACGGGCAUGGAUCUGGGUAUCAUGGGCGGCCAGCCGCUGUCGAACCGGCCGUACAUGGCGUUCGGGAUCCCCGAGCUGCCGGUACCGGUGAGCUCGGACGCGGGCUUCCCGGACCUGGACGCGCCGCCGUUCAUGCAUGCUCAGCAACAGCAGGCACAACAGCAGGCUCAGCAGCAGGCACAACAACAAGCCCAGCAGCAGGCACAGCAACAGCAGCAAGCUCGACAUCAGCAACAACAAGCUCAACAACAGCAGCAGCAGUCACAACAACGUAGUCUAGAGCGGGCGCAGGCAUCAGGGCUGCCCACCGUGGGCGCGCUGGGCCAGUCGAUGCCGCUCGACUUCAGCGCAGAAGAACUGGCGAUGAUGGACCAGAUCCUGCGGCAGCAGUUCCACGGCGGCGGCGGCGGCGGUGGGGGCGGCGGGAACAUGGACUUCCGCAUGGCGGGGCCGAGUCGGUACGGAGAGCGGAUGUAGUAGACACGCACGCACGCGGGCGCGAGCGCGGGCUGUGUAUGUAAGGAGCAGCUCGCGGGCAAAAGGAACACAGGACUUGCGAUCAGUGGGGGGAGCAGAGCAGGCCGCGGGCUUUUUCGUGGGUUAUCGUCGUAAUCUUAUGGUGUUGGAGGGUCCUGUCGUGGGCCGCUCCGUGUAGCAAGCAGUGUAUCGUCUAUACUGUAAAUUUAAU